Messenger RNA from Adineta ricciae, 255 nucleotides. NCBI's taxonomy places the organism in Eukaryota, Metazoa, Rotifera, Eurotatoria, Adinetida, Adinetidae. The record is from the annotation of a GenBank genome assembly.
AUGGGUAAGCGUAAAUCCAAACGUAAAGCACCACCGAAACAAAAGCGCGUGGAUACACUUUCGCUCGUGUUUUCUUGUCCGUUUUGUUCACAUGACCGAUCGUGUGAAGUGAAAAUUGAUCGCAAAGCGAGUGUUGGAACAAUUGAAUGUCGUAUGUGUCAAGAGCAAUAUUCGACAUCAGUUCACUAUUUAACUGAACCUAUUGAUGUAUACAAUUCUUGGAUCGACGCAUGUGAAGAGCAAAAUUGUGAAUAA